Messenger RNA from Saccostrea echinata, 1028 nucleotides. Its product is annotated as ficolin-1-like. NCBI's taxonomy places the organism in Eukaryota, Metazoa, Mollusca, Bivalvia, Ostreida, Ostreidae. The record is from RefSeq and is a predicted model, not a curated record. The transcript has 5 exons. Bases 32 to 889 code for a protein of 285 amino acids.
GGCGCUUUAUUGGAGACGAGAAAGAUAAAUCAUGAUGUUUGUGUGGACAGUUUUUCUCAUGUCCAGCUUGUUAUGUGCUAGUCCUCAGGACAUUUAUUUGAAUGACAAAAAUGACUGCAUCAGUGGUGAAGAGAUGAAGAAGCAAUUUCAAACAAUUCUGGCUGAGCAGAGAAAGCUUCAAAGUGAAGUUAAUAAGCUACAGCAGGAUAGAGAAUUGCUGACCAACUUGUUAACAAAUCCGCCUGGUGACUGUAAAACCCUUUACAACCAAGGAUAUAGAAAGUCUGGUGCGUACACUAUAUAUCCAUGGGAGAGAUCCAACCCUGCAUUUCGUUCUGUGAAUGUCUUCUGUGAUAUGGAGACCAAUGCUGGAGGAUGGACCGCAAUACAAAGGCGAACAACAGGAGCUGUUAACUUUAACAGGAAUUGGACUGAUUACAAAGUUGGGUUUGGAAUCACAGAAGAUUAUUGGAUUGGAAAUGACGCUAUUCACCAACUAACAAAAGAUCGCCCAGCGCUGUACGUUUCCCUCACAUUAAACAAUGUAGAUAAAAGACACGAGCUUUAUAACCAGAUCUCUGUAUCAGACGAAACCGACAACUACAGACUCUUCCUUUUAGGACCAGCAUCAGGGACACUAGGAGACAAUAUGUUAAAUACAAACAGAAGAAUCGCUGGGAUGCCUUUUACUACGCUGGAUAGGGACAACGACAAUAAUGGUGAUAACAACUGUGCUGUUCAAUUUAGAGGGGGCUGGUGGUUUAAUGGCUGCCACCAUGCCUUCCUAAACGGACCCUGGGCCCCGGGAAAAUGGGUGGAACCCUGGUCACCGCUUCUUAUGAAUGGACUAAAUAUAACUGAAACACAAAUGAUGAUACGAUCUCGUUAAGUAUAUUAACUCUUAUGUCUUAUGAAAGAUUGGAUGAAUUUUCAAUUAAAAUCAUAGUACAGUUACAUGUCAUCUUAUUCAAAGCUGUUAUUUAUGUCAAUGCCUAUACUAAAUACAUAUAAAAAAUUAUACUGUUUAA